Molecule: messenger RNA, 1404 nt
Organism: Onthophagus taurus
Lineage: Eukaryota; Metazoa; Arthropoda; Insecta; Coleoptera; Scarabaeidae
Source: RefSeq, a predicted model, not a curated record
UAAUUUUGUACCAAAAUAAAUCAAAAUUUAGCGCCACCUAUCGGACAAAACCUUAACCAAACCAAAAAAAUGUGUCAAAUUUUGAAGCCGAUCAAUUUAUGUAUUUACAUUCAAUUUUAAAACCACAAUCUAAAAAUGGAUGUAACGCUACAAAAAAGAUGCGCAAAAUUAGUUUACGUAAUCCCGGAAGGUUUGCGGGAAUUAAUGAGCGAUAUUUCAAGAGAAGUUCUUAGAAGCCAACCAGAACAUUUCUACGAAUUUAUAGCCGAUUAUCUUGAUGCUUUGAUGAUCACAAGAGAAAAUGCAAGAGUUGCUGCAAGAUUGGUUGAUAGCAUCAUACAAAUUGCAACGAUGACCGUUGAAUUACUACAACAAACUGGGAUGAGUAGAGAUGAAGCUGAUCGAAUGGCAAAUAUCAUUCAAGAUGCUUUUAAGAGAUAUAUGGCUAUAAAACAAGAACCGGUUGUUUAUGCUUCCGUUCAGGAUGAAGAAGAAGAAGAACACCAAUUAAUCAUCGAUAUUCUCCAUCAAUUUGGAGAUUAUUUCGACCAAGAUAACGCAGCAAUACCAAUUAUUCAACGAGCUUUCAGAGAAUUUAAACUUCGUCAUUUGCGCGAACGACAAAUGUUAGCUGGAAUAGUUGAUUGGCGAGUAGCAGCAAGAAGCGCUAUUUACCUUUACAGACACACCGGGGUUACUAUGGAAGAAGCAAACCGUGCCGCAACUUUAAUCAAAGCCGCUUACAAAGGUUAUUAUACCCGAAGAAUUAUGAGGCGAUUACUUGAAGAAGGACAAAGAGUAUACGAGGAACAAGAAGAAAUGGCUCAACAGGAACGAAUGAAAUCGCGUAGCGCAGAAGAAUACAGCGAAAGUGAAGAAGAAGAAGCAGAAGGAGCAGAUGUUUCUGAUCGACCGUCGUUUAUCGCAUUAGGUGUAUUACAAGAUGUUUUAAAGAUAGUUGUUCCAGAUGAUCAAAUUCAAACUGCGCCUCCAGUUUCUGCAGUUGAAGAUGAUUUAUAUGGGGAAGAUGCGUUAACUACUAUGGCUACUUCUGAAGUCACAACGGAAGCACCUCCAUUAACUGAAUCGGAAGGAGAUGAAGGUGGGGAAACUGAUGAAGGUGGUGGAGGACAAGGAGGGGAACCACCAGCUGAAGGAGAUGUAGCUCCAGCUGAAGGUGAAGCACCAGCUCCCGCUGAAGGAGAAGCUCCAGCUGAAGGAGAAGCGCCAGCUCCAGCUGAAGGAGAAGCACCAGCUCCCGCUGAAGGAGAAACACCAGCUCCAGCCGAAGGAGAAGCUCCAGCUCCCGCUGAAGGCGAAGCAGCACCUCCAGCUGAAUGAGAUAAAAAUUUAUAAGAAAAUUUUUUUAUUUAUAUUUAUUCUAAUAAUCCUUUUACAAACAAA